UGCAUCCCUGACCAGGGUGCUCAAUUGCACGGAGCUCUGAGGCACCGUGUCCUACGCUCGCACAGCCGGCACUGCAACAUCCGCCGUAAGCUUAUUCCAGCCCACAUUCUUUGGCGACCCUCGGCCUACAUGCCACAUGUGUGUCAGCAGGGCUGACCCUAGCAAACUCACGUAAAAAGCCUGAGUGGCGGUCUGCACAUGUCGCUGGGACGGAUCAACACAAUGACUUCCAUCGCCGAGCAACCGCGCAUGUCGGUUUCUUCCGUCUCCGCAUCCAAUACUUUAAUCUCCGGAAGUGACGCGCUUAUCAAUGAGGGUGGCGCAGGCACCGGAGCUGGCUCAAGUGGAGCGCGUAGCAGACUUUCCAAGCUGCUCAGUGCGGCCCGCACGAGCUCAUCCGUGCGCGAACGUAAGCAAAGCGGGCACCAUUACCAACGCUCACAACCAAACUACCCGUUCUCGGCCGCGGCAAAGAGCUUCCAUCGACCCUUCUUGACCUCUGCUUCUGCGUCCGCGGGAUCAUGCGUCAGCGAAGGCCCCGCGAGUCCGUGCCAGAGUAACAUGGGUAGGCAUGACGCUGGUGGACUCGGCGGCAGCGGCGCUGGCGACGCUGCCAGCUGUAGUCGUAGUGCAACGCGGCUCGGCUUGGGCCUAGCUACAGGCGGGUGGAGCCAGUCUGCUGGCGCAGCCGCGAGGCAAGAUCCACAUAACGCGUACUACAUUCAGCAUCGCGGACUCAAUUCCCCUUCGUCAUACCCAGCCAAGGAGACCGAAUCGGGUACACAUGGUCUUGGACUGGGGCUCGGCUUAGGGCUUGGACUCAACACGUCCUUGCGCCAAGGGGCAGAGUCACAAUUGCUUGACCCUUCCGGGGCGAAUCCGGCGGUCAAGUCUCUUGCUCGGCAGCUUGAAUUACGCUUCAAGUCGAACUUUGUCUCUGGUUACGGUAUCAGGAGCGACGCUGGUCCUGUGUUGCCUCCGGUCUCCUCGGGGGGCAUCGGGAUCAGUAAUCUGGCGGGCAGCGCAGCAGCAGGUGUACACAGCCGUAUACAGCAUCCAUGGGGCGAGGUACCAGGCCUCGAGCGCGUCGACCCCAUCUUCCCCACCUCUCAUCAGCACCAGCCUCUGACAAUUCCCACGCGGAAUCGCGUAUAUCUCCGUCCGGGCGACUCAGGCACGCUUAACCUGCCCACUGCUUCCAGGUCUGUGUCCGGCUCGACACAGCCGUUAGACAAACAGUUUGAGGGCAAGCUGCUGCACUCGAUCGCUCGCAAAGAACCGCCAUCCUUCCUCGGUUCGCUAUCGUCUGGCACGCCCAUAUUAGCCACGGCGCAGCCCACCUAUAUGCACACCACUCCGCGCGCUUUAGAGUUUGGAGAUGCACUUCCCUCUGCGUAUUCGCAUGCUCGACCGCAACUCGGCAACAGUAGGGGAGGUGGUGGAGGAGGCGCCAACACUGGCGGGAGCGGAGCGGGAGGAAUUCCAGCCGUCAUGAGAAGUGAUGAUGCACCCACCGCUCUCACCAGCGCACAUAGCCUUCCCCGCUCGGCAACUUUUGGCUAUCCGAGCGGCAGCAGCAGUGGGAAUGCCGGCGCCACGGAGCAGAGAACGGCGAUGGCGGGGAAGGAGCGGCAGGCCGGUCUGAAUACGGCUGCUUCUUCGACAGCUACCUCGCCUGCUACGGCGACUACAGCGACUUUCAAUAGCCAUUCAUACCGGCGUUUCCGCAGGGGACGGCGGGAGUCUGCGGGUCUAGCGACAGACGCGGGCUACGACUCGACGGCCAGCGCGAGCAGGGAUUACUGGGAUAAUAUCACGCCGCAAACCUCCGUUAGCAGUCUCCGCAGUCACCCGAGCGCCCGAGCGCUCGGAACUUCGCACACCAAAAGCACCUCCCUCGGCUCCGCUACGUCUGGCUUAGCGCGUGAUCCGGGCGGGAUGGUGGCUGCGGGCUCGCUGCAUUACAUUCCCACCGGCGCAGCAUCAAAAGCAUUUACUAGCACGUCUUAUGCAGCAUCGCGCUCCGAAUCCGGAUCUAGACCACCCACUGCGAGCUCCAUCUCAAGCGUCAACGAACUCGCUUCAGGCGCACUUUCACUUCAGCAUCAGCAACUGCGCCAGCAACAACUUGUGAACAAGGCUUGCGCAUGGAGUCAACGUAGCGACGGACUGUCCCGAUUCGCUUCGCGUCCUGCAAUUGCUGGACUCAUCAGUCGUCCGCCAGCUUUGUCGCCCGUCGCUCCCAGUACAUCGAGUGUCGCAAACGCUCACAGCCCGGAGAAUGCGCCGCAGUCACAUUCAAGCUUUUCACCGCAUUUGCACUUCCGCUCUCACUCGCAACAAUAUGGCAGUGGCAUCUUCGCCAAUAUCGAAACAGGACAAGACGAUCAAGUCAGUCCCGCGGAACGUGCACAGCGUAACUUUUUGCUGUUGCAGCAAAUGCACCUUGUCAAAUCGGAGCGCACUGACCAAUACCCUGCAACGGGUGGCCUGUUCGAGACAGAGGGGAGCUGCCAGGCAAUCUUCUUACCCAAACCUCGCUUGCACAGCUCGCUUGUUUCCACUUGUGGCAUGGUGUCUGCACAGCAGCAGGGCUCGGUUGGCUCGAGAGACGCGGUGACAAAAAGUACAGCUGCGUUCGAGAGGAACAGAUGCUUGCCAAGUCGAGGAGCCUCGCUCUACAAGACUAGAUCAUCACCCGAGCUACGUCAACAAGCUGAAGCGCAAAAUGUUAAUAGCUCAGCGACGAGCACGUAUAACCCGCACAUCAACGUAGUGCCCAUUCCUGAGGGCGAUCCCAGCACGCGCACACGGGAGUCGAUCAAAGCAUCGGGCUUUGAUCGCGAAGACUUUCUGUUGCACCAUCAGGCCGAGCUCGCAAAGCUAGAUAUGCCACAGCGGGACAGGGCGGGAGCCGCUUCGAGAGGCAGCGUCGGCUCGGCCAGGCCUUUCUUCCACCAUCGUCCACCUCCUCCGCCACCUGCUCUGCAGUCGACACGCCUCAGACAGCGAUCUCACGCGCAUUCAGCCAGCGAUAGCCAAGCGGUGAAUCGCUCAUCGCUUCGCAAUCGCUUUGGACCCUUCAGUUCUGUUCAGUCCCGACCAAAUGGUGAAGAGUUGCGAUCGUCGAUGCUGGAUGGCCAAGAUGUGCACUCAAUUACGAGACCCCGCAUAGCACCACCCGCGGAGACUACUAUGCUCUUCUUCGAUCACGUCAUCCUCAACGAGCCCACAGAUGCAGACCUGGACGUCGCUACGGUGCUGGAGCAAGGGCGCAAGCUCGAUUGUGAGCGCGCUAAAUGGCGCAGAGAGUUUGCGAACGGGCUCGGUCGCCCGAAAUGUCGUGAGCGCUCCAGGUCGGCGGCGGCGUCAACCUACCGCAACAGCGCCAGCAUAGAAGCAAUGUUGGCGUACGAGACGCUGCGGAAGUCUCACUUCCGCGAGCAUGGACACCAGUUCUCAUUCGACGACAAGGAACUGGAUCCUCGCAGCGGCGCUCUCGUAACCAAUCGCUCGGAUGGGCAUCUGUUACUCCACGACCGGAGGCACGCUUCCAGCGCGCCUAUUCGGGGAGCGAAGAGUCAUGGAGACCUCAGGCAGGCGAACAUGCGCUCGUCUACGCCAAGCCCAACUAUUACAAGCUGCGGGCCGUUCAUGAUGAGCAAGCCUCGUGCGCUGUCUCGGAGUCAGGAUUGCAGCAUGACGGCGAAAGAUGGAAAGAGUUUUUGGUCAGCAUCCAGCGGGUUCUUCAAAAAGAAACGCCCAGAGAUGCGUCAAAGGUCGCAAACGAUUCACACCGACGGGUGGCGUGGCAGUCAAUUGUGGGAGAAUACAGUCCGGGCAGCCGAGCCGAAACAUAUUGGUGCCAACCUGCGCACCAGCGGCGCGAUCUCCCCUGUCGCAGGCGGACGGAUCGUCAUAGACGAGCCCGUUCUCAUUGCCCCGCAGCACUUGUUGGCUCCUGUCGCGCGCAAGGAUGCUAAUUCAAGCCCUGGAGUGCGGGGUGCUGCGCUCUUCCAAAUCUCUUCCCUCUACGCAGAGUCACAUCCAGCACCUCCAGUGGCAGAUCAACGCGAAGAGCAGUCUGGUGUCGCUAUUUCUACCCCAUCGGUAGGUAGCGAUGCCAUCUUCCAUGAGAAGCUCCCGGUUGCAUCUUCUGUGCGGCAGCCUACGCGCGCCGGCUAUCACCGCCCCACUAAUAAGCAAGAAUUGAAGGUGAUGCUGCGCAGGCAUCACAGCCCUCCAACAAACCCCAUGUUCCCAUCACUUGAGCGCAGCGCUACCAGUGGCAGUACCCCGAUCGCAGCUGUCCAACCCCCAGAACGAACGAGCAGUCUCCGGCGGAAGAGGAAGACUUCGAUGUCCGACAUGAGAACGGUAACACCAACGUCCACCGGCUCUCCAAUCCUCACGCUCCAGAAGAUCGCUCCCGACUUGCAGGCUACGCUAGAGAAUUCCCCUACCAUGAACAGCGUGGACUUACCCUCGUGGGAUGGCAAAGGUUCACUACCUGUCCCCCUUCGCAGGAGCAGGAAACCUGGCAAUGUCUCUUCAGAUGACACCUCUAGCGUGACCUAUCCUGCUCCGAUACGCGUUUCACGGACCACUGAGCCCUUCGAGAUAUGUUCUCAAGAAGCUGCAGCACCCUUCCAGACACCGACUUUGGAGCGUGUCGGUACUAUCAAUUACUUCGGAUGCGACAGCGAUGAUCAUCAGCCACCUUCGAAGCCAGUAGCAGCCAUGCAGGUGGAUUCUAGCGUAAGGCAAGAGCCGCCCGUACCGAUUCUUUCGCCGGUAAACGCUAAGUUUCCGGCUAACUCUCAGCAAACUGCACCGCUCAUUGCGCUGGGCAAAACAGCCUUCCCUUUGAUGGUUCAGGUCGCCAACAAUCAUGAGCAGGCAUAUCGGCGAUCUGUUUAUAGUGCUCGCAGUGUAGACGACGCGUGGACAACCUCUUCCGCUUCGUCUUUCCAGGAAGGACCUUCAAGGCAGAAUGAGGUUUGGAACCUCACUGCCGACGUCGGAGACGACGACUUUGAGGGACUGUUCUUCAAGGGUCAGAACACAUGCGAUCGAAGCGGUGCUGAGCAGCUACCGGCUAGCAACACCUUCAAUGCCAACUCACAAACAUCUUCACGUCGGCGCUUGAGCGGCAGCAGUCGGCGUUCGUUGGCUGGUAAGGAACAUGCAGUACCUUCUCCGCUCCCCAUACUCAAAAACUCUGAGACCAAGCCUCACUUCCUUACGACCUCCUGUGCACGAAGGACGUCGGACACUGUAGAUAAACUGUUCAAGCAUCAUAUGGCAGGUGAUGACAGUGGCCACAGCUCCGACGAAGGCACUUGGAGAUUGUUACGAGUCGGUCAAGUAGCCCAGGUCAAGCCGGAGCAGCCUCACGCUGGUAUCAGUGCUGUUGUAUUCCCCAUUGAAGACGCCGACGCUACGCCCGUCAUCAAGCAAAAGGGGCCACAUUCUACGGCCGAAUCAUUAAAGAAAAGAUCAGCCAGACUGGAGCCUCCUAGUGAAAAUACUUUCCGUACUAGCAUCGCCACUACAGAUUCAGGGGAAGGGAUGUCGGGCCUUCUUCGAGGUUCUUGGCCGAACCCGCCGGAUGUCAAGGUCCCUUAGCCUCAAAGUGAAGAUCGCUUGGGCGCCUCGACUACCAAUAACGGGUCCAUGAUCAUAUACCAUAGCUUACAAUUCCGCUAAUCAGCAUUCCUUUCUCGCUUCGCUGGUUCUAUGCAUCUUGUUUUCCAUUGUGUGCAAGUGUAAUCAAUCUCGAGAGAA
This is a messenger RNA of Tilletiaria anomala UBC 951, 5787 nucleotides long. RefSeq lists its product as uncharacterized. Lineage: Eukaryota; Fungi; Basidiomycota; Exobasidiomycetes; Georgefischeriales; Tilletiariaceae. The coding region runs from base 199 to 5628 and encodes 1809 amino acids. The transcript has 3 exons. The record is from RefSeq and is a predicted model, not a curated record.